AUGCCCCGUAAGAAAUCAACCACAACUGCAACUCGCCGUAAGAAAUCAACCACAACUGCAAUUCGCUGUGAUGAAAUUACGAUGAUUCCAGCGGAUCUCAACAAAAUCACCAAGAAACGUGAAGAGGUCAAAGAAAAUAGAAUACGACAAUCCAUUCUAGCUAAACUACAAUGUGAUCUUUUUGACAGUAAAAAAGAGGUCGGAGUCUUGAGGGAAGAAAACAGAAAGCUUCAAGCGGAAAUGGAAGCGAAGGAUCGAGAACGGGAGAAAUCUACCAACGAAUUGAAGGAGGCUGAGCACCUCGGUGAGGAGAAUCGACAUCUUCGGAUGGAGAUUGAACAAAACAAGGGAGUUCUCUCCUCGGCCCAAUCAGAGAUUCAAAAACUGAAAGAAUCCAUCAUCGACCUGCAGGAAGAAAAUAAAUUGAAUAAAGACCAGAUCAGAAACGAGCAAAAGAAGUCGUCGAAACUUCAGAGGGAAGUAUUCCAAUGGAAGGAGCGCUUCAAUAUUGCUGUCGACUCGAACCGACUUGGUAGUGAUUUGAUUACAGGACAAAAAAAUCGAAUCUACCAAUUGAAAAAAGAAGCUGAGAAGAACAAACGUCAGAUGUAUAUAUUGAGAAAUUAUGUUACUGAACUGAAACGUAAAAAUGAUAUUUUUCACACUGCCAAUAAUCGCAUUUACCAAUAA
This is a messenger RNA of Oikopleura dioica, 690 nucleotides long. The record is from the annotation of a GenBank genome assembly. NCBI's taxonomy places the organism in Eukaryota, Metazoa, Chordata, Appendicularia, Copelata, Oikopleuridae.